AUGCCGGGCGAUGCGGACAGUGGACCGGAUUUUAAGCGCCUCGGUAUUUUCAAAGAGCUCGGCUACACAACCAUCAACGACCCCUAUACGGUGGUUCGGCCCGACAAACUGUUCCGCAACCUCCAGAAUGAGCCCGGAAUGAGACCCAUGAUUCUGGCUGGUGGCUUCUCCAAGACCAAAGCCUCCACCGACGAUGGCUACUUUGCGCCUUUCGCACGCGUUUUUGAGGGCGAGGCAGGCAGUAACAUAAUUCAACUACGACGGGCCUGGAGAAAGGAGAAUAAUGCGAAGAAAUUGGCCGGCGACUGGGUGUACUCCAGUCCAGCAAAGAAGCGUCAGGGUAUUGGCAGUCCCUAUGGCUGCUUCCAAGAGCAGUACCCGGCCAUGAGUCGAGAAGCGAAGAGGGUUGAAAAGCAGCCCGAAUUGCAUAACUUUUACACCAAUCCUGGCAAGAAGGGUACCGGUUACGGCUACCUAGAUGUGACCAUCAACCCCUAUCCUGAGUGGAUGGCUGGUGCGACCACACUGGGCUCUCAGCACGAGGUCAUUAUGAAAGCCAAUGAGGAGCACAAGCAGCUCUGUCUUGGCAGACCCGUGUUUGUCAGCCAGCAGCACUCAGGGGAGGCCUUUGAUCCGGAAAUAAUCAACGGUGUUAACCCACUGGCUCCCGGUGGACCAGUGGUGCAUAAGUUCGGGAACUCUGCUUCGGACAAGUCGCGCAAUAUCGGGCCCACCUUUCUGCCCUCAAGUCCGGCCAAGUGGGACGGCGGUUGCAAGGAUGGCUGUCUCUCCAAGUUCCCUGCAUACAUCGGGGACCCCUACAUUGAUCAGUAUAGGCUCAUGAUCCAGAAGAUUAAGAAGUCGCCGGAGGACGCGCAGUUACGGCCGUGGGUCCCACAACCACCCACGGCGGUUGAAAUCCCGACACCGUCGGUAGUCAACCGCAAUAUUGACCUUGCAAUCAACGCCAAGACGCGCAAGAAACGCCUGCAUGUCAUGCCCUUCUGUAAAAAGAAGUAA
Messenger RNA from Spirometra erinaceieuropaei, 1020 nucleotides. The record is from the annotation of a GenBank genome assembly. NCBI's taxonomy places the organism in Eukaryota, Metazoa, Platyhelminthes, Cestoda, Diphyllobothriidea, Diphyllobothriidae.